AGUGGAGAGGAGCUUAACGAUGGAUGCAGCCCUGUCUGAAGUUCAAAGUGAAAUUGAACGGAUUUUUGAAUUAGCAAGGACACUUCAGUUGGUAGUGCUUGAUGCUGAUACCAUUAACCACCCAGCUCAACUAAGCAAAACCUCUCUGGCUCCCAUUAUAGUAUAUGUAAAGAUUUCUUCUCCUAAGGUUUUACAGAGGUUAAUAAAAUCUCGAGGGAAAUCUCAGGCCAAACACCUUAAUGUUCAGAUGGUGGCAGCUGAUAAACUGGCACAGUGCCCUCCUGAAAUGUUCGAUGUAAUACUUGAUGAGAACCAGCUUGAAGAUGCCUGUGAGCACCUUGCUGACUAUCUGGAAGCCUACUGGAAGGCCACACAUCCACCUAGCAGCCAUCCUCCUAACCAGCUUCUCACUCGCACACUUGCAACAGCCACAGCCACUCUUCCUAUUAGCCCAGGUCCAAAUAUUAAUUUACAGCAGGGAUCUCAAGGAGACCAGAGGAAUGACCAUUCAGUCCCUGAACGCAGGAGUUCACAAAUUGAAGAGGAAGCACGGGUUGAACCCAUCAAGAAAUCCCAGCAUCGCUCUUCCUCAAGCCAACACCACAACCAUCGCAGUGGUGUUAGAAGCCUUUCUAGGCAAGAAACUUUUGACUCAGAAACACAAGACAGCAGAGAUUCGGCUUACGUAGAGCCAAAGGAGGACUACUUACAUGAGCAUGGUGAUCACUAUGAUUCUCACAGGGAUCACAAUCAUAGAGACGAGUCCCACGGGAGCAGUGAUCACAGACAUAGAGAAUCAAGGCAUCGGUCAAAGGAGAGGGACCGCGAGCAGGACCACAAUGAAUGCAACAAACAGCGUAGUCGUCAUAAAUCGAGGGACCAAUAUUGUGACAAGGAUGGUGAAGUGAUAUCAAAAAGACGUAACGACGCAGGAGAAUGGAACAGGGAUGUUUACAUCCGCCAGUAACUUUUGCCUCUGGCAGUCUUAUGAUUCCUUGAAGUCUUGUAACAAUGCCCCUUGAAAAACAUCUCCGGGUUCUUCAUUGCAGAACAUAUGGUAUCCUUCUGUAUGCUGAUUUGUAUUGCUGUUGCUUGCAUAGCAAUAGCAUGAAAUAGAAUACUCAUAUACUUAUUUUUUUUGUUAGUGCUAUAUGAAUUAGCGUAGUACAACUGCAGAGUUCCUGGUGUUGUACUACGCCAUUUUUCAAGCUGUUUUUUGGUAGCUGCCACUUGAACAAUAUCUGUUGCCAUCAAGGUGUUGUUAGUGUUUUUUAAAAAAAAGGUACACUUGAUGUUUAAUAACUUCCCGUGUAUUUAGCAAGCCAGAAUCAGCACAUAAAAAAAAAAUCUAAAUCUUUUUUUGUCUGCUCUGAUUCUUAAUUUGUACGCACUUGAUUUGCAUAUUGAUUUAAGAGCCACAUCUGUUGCUUGUACCUCUGGUGGACUCCCAUUUGAAGACAGAAUUCAGUCUUGCCUUACACGCAGGGGAUCAUAAGUCAAAAUCUAUUUUCUAUGUACUGGUACUGUGUACUGUAUAUACAGUUUAUAAAUGUUAUUUCUGCAGACACC
Molecule: messenger RNA, 1569 nt
Organism: Mesitornis unicolor (brown roatelo)
Lineage: Eukaryota; Metazoa; Chordata; Aves; Mesitornithiformes; Mesitornithidae
Gene: CACNB2
Product: calcium channel, voltage-dependent, beta 2 subunit
Exons: 5
Biological process (GO): neuromuscular junction development; chemical synaptic transmission; regulation of voltage-gated calcium channel activity
Cellular component (GO): voltage-gated calcium channel complex
Molecular function (GO): high voltage-gated calcium channel activity
Source: RefSeq, a predicted model, not a curated record